Messenger RNA from Opisthorchis viverrini, 192 nucleotides. RefSeq lists its product as hypothetical. The annotation marks the transcript as partial. The record is from RefSeq and is a predicted model, not a curated record. Lineage: Eukaryota; Metazoa; Platyhelminthes; Trematoda; Opisthorchiida; Opisthorchiidae. The transcript is spliced from 2 exons.
AUGGAGAAAGCGGAUAUCACCGAUGAAUUCCACAACUUACUGGGGAGCUUCUGGGUAGUUCAUUGUAACUUGAUCGGGAAUCGUGCAAUUCAAGGUUGCACUUUGGUUGCCAGUCUUGAACGUGAGGGCUAUCAUGUUCCUAGUCCAAGACCCCAGCUCAAAAACCUGGCAAUGGGGCACCACUGUUUGGCG